Messenger RNA from Panicum virgatum (switchgrass), 4177 nucleotides. RefSeq names its product kinesin-like protein KIN-14O. Bases 2119 to 3945 code for a protein of 608 amino acids. The transcript is spliced from 12 exons. Lineage: Eukaryota; Viridiplantae; Streptophyta; Magnoliopsida; Poales; Poaceae. Gene Ontology annotation, biological process: microtubule-based movement. The record is from RefSeq and is a predicted model, not a curated record. Gene Ontology annotation, molecular function: microtubule motor activity; microtubule binding; ATP binding.
CGAAUGUGUGGUGAUCUUUAUCCAUGGAAUUCUAGUAUGAUUUGCUUCUCUUUUUUUUUUCUUUUCGAGAUAAAGACAUUUCACAUUCAGAGUCAUCUGAUAUUUUCUUGAAAAAGGAGAAGUUUGAGGACCAAGGUUCUCUUCUCUUGACUUCUGUGCCAUCCCCUUUGUCAUGCAAAAUGUGUUUCCGUGUUCCCGUAUAAUGCACUGCAUUCAUUGCUUAUCAAGUGACAUAGGAUGCUGAUGUUGUCUCGUUGCUAACUUUGGUGCUAGAGCAAUUUGGAUGGAUCUAGCAGUGAAAUAUUGUGCUUGUCAGCUCAUUUAUAUGCACGGAAGGCCCAAAUGGAAUAUAAAUUUUUUUGAGCCAACUUUGUAUGGUUUGUAACAAUGCAUGUGAAAUUCUUCUAAAAUGUGUGCAUUCCAGCUGAAACAUUGGAUGCCAAUGUUCCCCCGUACCGUUAAAGAGCUUUACUGUGGCGUUUUUCAAUUAACAAAAGAUGAGGGGUGACUUUUUUGUAUUCCCUUCAUUUGAGGGAAAGAAAUCUGCUACAUGCAAUGUGGUUUUACAAGAGUACAAGGGAGAUUCUUUUACUGCCAGGUAAGAUCUAUCCAGUUUGAUCCCAUUGAUUAUAGUUCUUCUAAAGUCUACUGUAGUACGGAUCCCUUUGUAGGUUUGCAGUUUCAGAGUCAAAUUCAUGGACCAUAUAACCCCUAUCAUUCAUCACUGGAGUAUGUAGGAUACUUUAUCAAUUAUCAUGAAAGAUUGUCUGGAUUUUCUGUGACGCUUCACUGCACUACAGUAUGUGGAGGAGCAGUGCACUUUUGUUCAGUUCAUGAUCAUUAGUUUGAACGAAUUAAAUGGAAUUCUUUGGUACCUGCUAAUACUACCGGAACAAAAAGUCAAUGGUGUGUAUCAAUCAACUAAAAAAAAGGGACAAUGAUUCAUUUAUUAUGAACUGAAAGUACAAUAUAAAAAUCAUACCUUGAAAGAUCAAAGAUACUGCAGCAUAAAGCCAUAAAGUGACAAUGUGCAGCAUCAUGAAAGCAAAAACCGAGCCAUGAUGCCUGCUCUCAAUUCUCAACCCCAUAAUAUACAUACUCUGUUUCCAAUGUUCCAAGUAGAAAAAUAGUUCAGUGCUUUUCGACGUCAGCUUUUCAAGUACAAAAUGAAACAAAUUACCAACAGGCUACCAGCAAAUCAGCAGCUGACUGUAUCCCUUUUUCUGCCAAACCUCCUGCCCAAAGCUUAAAUCCAGCAGACAACACAGACACAGCAAAUGCUGGGAGACACAGUAUCCACCACAAACGAUCCGGCCCCACCCCUUUGCGCUCCGCCUUCGUUUUCUAAAUCUGAUCCCCACCAGGCCACCACGCCUCUUCUCUGGAUCUUCUAAAUCCAGGCAACCUCCACGCCACGUAACUGUUUUCCUAAUACAAGAAUACUACCUAUUCUAAUGCCACAGACACAUGCUCUCUCUCUCUCUCUCUCUCUCUCUGAUCCCUGCACUUCUCCUUCCUUUGAUGAUUUUCCUAGUGUUAUAUUGCAAAGAUCCCUUUCGAGGCUUCCCAGUGUGGUGCCUGUCACUUUUUUUUGGGUGAAUAGCUUUGCUUGCUCCAUUGCUGGGACUACAGUGGCUUGAGAGAUAGGAUUCUUCUUCAUCUUUGUUCACAGGCAGCUGUUUGCUUUGAGCUUUUGGACUUCAGUAAUUGCUGCCACUCGCACAGCCCAACUUUCGGCAUCGAGAUCCAAGAAAGAUCAAGGGCAAAAGUCUUGGGCCGCAAUCAUUAGCAUCUAGCUGCAUUGCAGAGAUUCUCUACUUGGCUGUUGGCUUACUCCUCCAAUUCUACUCUUCCCUGUUAUCUCACACCUUCAGCUCUCCUCAUUCAUAGCUGUUCUUGCUCUGGCAUUGGGACAAGUCAAGAACAAAUUCAGGAAGCAGGAGAUUCUUCUCAAGAGGUUACAUUGGAAAAGGAGAUUGAGAGGCAAGAGAAGGCGAAGAUGCAAUAAUCAUAAGUUCCAUUGGGAAGAAAAAGCAGAUGAAGAUGUUCAAUAGGCUUCUUCUCUGAUCAGCAAUCAGCUUGUCUGAACUCUGAAGAACAGCUCUUGUUUUCCUUUGCAUGGAGAGCGAAGCCAUGGGAGGCCAUGUGAAUGUGAUGGUGCCAUUGGAGAGCUUGAGCUUGGAGCUCCCGAAUGGGGAAAUCUUAGUGGGCUACGACAAGGACAUAUCAGAUCUGCAAGAGGAGAUUUCAGUUCUACGAUCAAGGCAGCGACAUCUUGACCGGAGAAGACGGGAGGCACUCGACAAGCUCAUUGACCUGAAAGGAAGUAUUAGAGUCUUCUGCCGGGUACGGCCAUUUGUCCAAAUGAACAAUUUGAAGACCAAAUCAUCAGUUAAUGUAGAACAAGAGAAGAUUGCAGUCAAGUCAGUGGGGAUCAAAAAAGAGUUCAGCGUUGAUAGGGUUUUUGAUCAGGAGUCAACACAGGAGGAUGUUUUCCAAGAAGUAAAACCAAUCCUCAGAUCUGCACUUGACGGGCACAAUGUCUGCAUUCUCGCUUAUGGCCAGACUGGGACAGGAAAAACCUACACAAUGGAAGGAACUGAUGGUAAGCUCGGUAUUGUUCCUCGAGCUAUUCAAGAACUGUUUUCUCAUGCUUCAGAAGACAGUUCAUCCACAUACUCUUUCUCCAUAAGCAUGCUUGAGGUCUACUUGGGAAGUCUCAGGGACUUGUUGGCACCAAGGCAGCCUCUAUUCAGGCCAUCAGAAUGUAGCACAGCAUGUAAUCUCAGCAUUCUGGCAACUAAAACCGGUGCUGUGGAAGUUGAGGGGCUGACCGAUGUCUCAAUACCGGACCUGAAGAAAGCCAACCAGUGGUACUGCAGAGGACGGCGUGCCCGAUCAACAUCUUGGACAAAUGUCAAUGACGUCUCGAGCCGGUCGCACUGCUUGGCAAGGAUUACCAUAAGAAGGCAUGGAGCCACUGAAGAAGUCAGCAAGCUCUGGCUCAUCGAUCUUGGAGGUAGCGAGCGGUUGCUGAAGACUGGUGCAUCUGGGUUGACAAUGGAUGAGGGAAAGGCCAUAAACCUCUCCCUAUCAGCACUUGGAGAUGUUAUUGCUGCACUAAGGAGAAAGAGAAGUCAUGUUCCUUACAGAAACAGCAAGCUUACACAGAUUCUCAGUGAUUCACUUGGUGAUGGUUCAAAAGUUCUAAUGGUGGUGCACAUCAGCCCUUCUGAGGAUGAUGUUGGCGAGACAGUCUGUUCCCUGAGCUUUGCAAAACGAGCAAGAUCAAUUGAGUCAAAUAGAGACAUUCCAGAAGAUCUGAAAAUGCUUAAGCAGAAGCAAAUCGCAGAGCUUGACAAGGUAGUAUGUGAUGCCGAUGAAGAGCAAAAGUAUCUCAAUGAACAAAUAAGUAGAGCAGAGAUCACUCUUGAAGAGAAGAAGAAGCUCAAUUCAUCUAUUUGCCAGGUUCUCAGUGAUGAGAAGGGGUCACCAAGAAGCACUCUAGUGAUAGGUCACACUGAUGCCACAGAGAGCCCACACCCAACUGAGAAGGCAAAGAUCAGGGUUUCCCAUGGCUCAGUACCCCACUUCAUGUCAUCGACAGUGUCUAGCCGGCAAAGACAUAGCGCGGGAAGCAAUUCUGUCAGUAAUCCGAGGCUGGCAAAGUCAGUGAAUAGAUAUCAAGCUGAGCUGAGUGGGAGCCAGUCAUUCAGCUACUCCAGCUGCAAGAAUGCAGCCAAGGCUAGGUCAGUAGCAUUCUCAACCAGUGUGCCUAAGAUGAAGUGUUUGCCAGUGAAGUCGUCUGAUCUGAUCAACAUAAGCAGUAAUAGCAUGGACUCGACAGCUGCAUCAGCACCGCAGCGGAGGGGAAGCUUCGUCUCCCGGCCGGUUCAAAGAGCACCCUUACAUCAGCACAGGAGAAGGAUGUCUAGCCUAACGUAGCCAUACAUUAAUACCGAUUAAAAAGCUCUGAUUUUAGUUUGUUUUAGUGGUGAAAAGAUUCUGAAGGUUGUUUGUGGUUUUGUGGGUGUUUGAUGGUAUGUUUGUUAACUUCAUAGUCCUUGACUGUUGUAACUAUCUUAGGCCCUUCGUCUGUUGUUUUUGGUUUGACACAGAAGGGCAAAAGGAUGUGAGGGAUAUUGGUAAAUGGAAAUAGAAUUGUAAUUAGUGCUUA